Molecule: messenger RNA, 1569 nt
Organism: Toxoplasma gondii ME49
Lineage: Eukaryota; Apicomplexa; Conoidasida; Eucoccidiorida; Sarcocystidae
Product: transporter/permease protein
Exons: 11
Coding region: 1-1317 (438 amino acids)
Cellular component (GO): membrane
Source: RefSeq, a predicted model, not a curated record
AUGCCGAAGGAUCGCACCCGCCGUGUCCUACACACCACAGCGCACCAACGUCUGUCUUUCUGCGACGCCAGUGGAACGACGCGGCGCGAUGAGAGCGGGACGAAGGCCUGCGGCGACGGGUAUUCGAGGCAGGCGGACCGUAGCGGAACACCGCAUUCGUCGUUCAGAGAGUCAAGCGUUAGUGGCUUCGAGGACAAGCACGAUGCGUCUUCGAUAUGUCUGGGGGACAGCGCCGAAUUCCAGGAUCUGCUGUGCUCGGACGAUGGAAGAAAGACUGUGAAUCUCAAACUCGCGGGAUGCGUCGCGCUCUUCCUCGUUGCCUACUGCAUCCAGCCUCUAUUGGUCGACGCUCUGAAGUUCGAAGGCGCUGCCGCGACCAGCACGUGCAUAUACCUGAUUCCCCAUUUUCUCGGCAUGCUCUCCGUAGUCUUCACUGUGAACGACUCAAGUACUCAGAGGCCGACGCAUCGGAGCGAGAAACCUUGCAGAAUGCCUCUUCUGCGGAUGCGAGAACUUCACCUCAAUCGUCGAACGUGGCGAAAAGCUUUCUUUGUUGCUGGCAUUGACCUUCUUCAUCAAGUGGCAGAAAAAGCGGGCCUAGUCCUGUGCGGCUCCGGAGCCUACGUCCUCGUCAGCAGUUCCUCGAUUGUCUGGACAGCUGUCAUUUCGGCUUGUGUCCUUCGCCGCAAGUUUUCUUCGCUUCAGUGGAUGAGUCUUAUGCUCAUUUGUGGCGGCAUCAGCAUGAAGGCUGCAGAUCUCACCUUCGCGUGGCAAAAUGAAGAGUUUCUGGGGGUUACCAUCACGUUCCUUUCUGCAAUUCUGCAAGGUCUGACGUUCGUCGUAAACGAGAAGUACAUGACGAGCUCCAGAGAUCCUGUCAGCGGUCCUGCCCUAGUGUUCAUGAUGGGAGUUAUUUGCUCGUCUUUGAUGCUCGUCUGGUCUUGCAUCUGGACACUUCCGAAUUUCCAAAAUCUUGUUGUCCACCGUGUGCGAGAGCGAGGAGGCAGUCCACUCCGCAUCGCUGCGAUUCUCUUCGGCCUGUUUUGCAGUGGCGCGAUUCACUCGUCCACUCUAUGGUACAUCGUCAAGCAUCUCGGCGCGGUGACAUCGGGGGUGCUGAAAGGUGUGAAGACAGCGUCCGUGUUUUUGCUGGGUCACGUUUUCUUCUGUCACCUCCAGGAAUCACAGUGUUUGAACCCGGUAAAAACGGUUUCAGCCACUGUCUGCGUGGGCGGCGUCGUCCUUUACUACGUCGCCACGUCACAAGCACGACAAUUGCCAGCGAAAAACUCUGGCUGUACCAAGUCUUCUCUAUAAUUGUCCACCCAAAUGGCAAGCACGUUGGCUUUAACAUCAGACGAGCGCGGCUCGCUGGCUGAGGAGUGUUGAUUUUGCUGGCGCCGAAGGCGGCCUAAGAAACGGUUUUUACCUCUGGCAGGUUACCUGGUUGUCUUCUGCUGAAGAGGAAUUACUUAAAGACUGGCCCAACAAAACAGCUUGCAACCCAAAGAAAUAUGCGAAGUCGCAGCUGAACUCUUCAACCAACAUGGAUAGAAGCACUUUCCUGUC